UUUGAGAAAUCAUUGUACGACCUGAUAAAAGGUCUUCGAAAUCAUAAAGGCAGUGAAGAUGAGUACAUUCAAGGUAGCCUGCGUGAAUGCAAGGCCGAGAUUAAGUCGCAGGAUAUAGACAAGAAGGCAACUGCACUCUUGAAGCUUAUAUACCUUGAAAUGUUCGGGUACGAUAUGUCAUGGGCAUCUUUCCAUGUGCUGGAAGUCAUGUCAUCUGCGAAGUACCUCCAAAAGCGAGUGGGAUAUCUCGGUGCCGUUCAAAGCUUCCGACCAGAUACCGAGGUCCUGAUGCUGGCUACUAAUAUGUUGAAAAAGGACAUCGUAUCUCCCAACAUACCUGCCCUGUCCCUUCCAUUAGCCACACUGCCGCAUAUCAUUACGCCUUCGCUUGCCAUGUCCUUAUUACCCGAUAUUCUGUCUCGACUCUCGCAUUCAAGUGCAGUGGUUCGCAAGAAAACCAUAGUGUGCCUUUAUAGACUUGCUCUAGUAUACCCGGAUGCAUUGAAGCUGGCAUGGCCAAAGAUCCAAGACCACCUCAUGGAUGACCAGGAAGAUAGUAGUGUGACUACGGCUGCUAUCAAUGUCGUCUGUGAGCUCGGUUGGAGGAGGCCCCAUGAUUUCCUACCUCUGGCCCCGAGGCUUUUCGAGCUGUUGGUGGACAGUGGCAACAAUUGGAUGGCGAUCAAGAUCAUCAAACUAUUUGCCACCUUAACCCCUUUAGAGCCUCGCCUGACUCGAAAGCUGCUGCGUCCAUUGACAAAUAUCAUACAAACUACGACAGCAAUGUCCUUACUCUAUGAGUGUAUAAAUGGCAUCAUUCAAGGAGGCAUUUUAGACAUCGAGGACAACUUACAAGAAACUGAUGAAAUUGCGGCCCUCUGUGUUGGAAAACUACGAGGGAUGAUCGUUAUGGACUCCGAUCCCAACUUGAAAUAUGUAGCACUCCUGGCAUUGAACCGCAUUGUGACGACACAUCCCAUGUUAGUGUCCAUGCAACAGCAUGUUAUCAUGGACUGCCUGGACGAUCUUGAUGUCUCUAUUCGGCUGCAGGCACUAGACCUUGCAGCCGGAAUGGUUACUAGUGAUAAUAUUCAGAUUGUUGUGAAUCGUCUCGUUGACCAGCUUCGCCUAGCUUCUUCGCGAGACACGACCAAUAUCGAGGCAGCACUGGGAGAACGCACUAGUGAUGGACCCGAAGCCCACAGAGACUCAAUUUCAAGCAAUUUGGUGGAUACGCUUAGUAUGCCUAACACCUAUCGCUCGGAAGUCAUUCAUCGAAUUGUCGAUAUGUGUUCCCAGAACAAUUAUUCUGAACUCGUUGAUUUUGAGUGGUAUGUUAGUAUCUUGAUUCAACUAGUUAAACUUCUUCCACCUGCAGACACAGAUGAAUAUUGGUCUGAACCCCCUGUGAGCGACCAAGAUGACUUGAGCGGCUUGAAAACUACCGUCGGAUUUCGAAUCGGGUCGGAACUUCGCAAUGUUGCCGUUCGUGUGAAAGGAGUACGACAAGAGGCUACCCGAGCAGCUGAGUCACUUCUGCUCAUCGACAAUAAGUCGAUACUAUUCCCUGCAACAAGUGCUAGUAACGGUGUCUUGGGCCAUGUUGCGUGGGUUUCAGGAGAAUAUGCAGAUUAUCUUAAGUCGCCAAGCCGCACCCUGCAGUCCCUGAUUGACUCGUCCACCGUCUCUUUGCCAUCCGAAACCCUCCAACUAUUUUUACAAGCUAUUCCAAAGGUGCUCAUUCGAGUGAUUCGAUCUUGCGAGGUGCAGGAGACAUGGAAAGGCGAAAUAUCUCUCCUCCUAGCGAGGGUCAUACAUUUCAUGGAGACUUUAGCAGCCCAUCCGGACUUGGACGUGCAAGAGCGAGCCAUUGAGUUCUUGGAGGUCCUUCGUCUGGCAGCUGAAUCGCUGCAAUCGGAAUCAGAGGGAAUGCCGUUUCUUCUGACUUCCAUCAUUCCUAACUUAUUCACAGGGUUGGAUCUCAACCCAGUUGCGGCUAGUGCCCAGAAAAGGGUUGUCUUGCCUUCGGACUUAUGCCUGGAUAAAGCCUUCAAUGAUAAUCUUCCAGAUCUUUUCCAAGACAUUGACAGCUCCUCGAUGGGCACUGAGCAUUAUGAUACCAUUCAGCAGUUCUAUUAUGUUUCGGACCCUACUCCGGCGACCCAAAAGAUGCCUCAUAUACAGGCGACCCCUACUGAGCUACAGCUUGACACUUCCUAUCAAAGUUCCUAUGGUGGCGAAACCGACUACUUGAAUAGUCUAGAUAGGAAAAGAGCAGACAGAAGAGAACGCUAUCGAGAUGAUCCAUUCUACAUUGCACCAGUGGACGCAUCGUCUAUCACAUCCUCGCCUCGUCGAGGUCUUCCUCCCUCCGCGGGGGGUGAUACAUUGGACAUCGACUCAAUUCCCAUCGUCGAUUUGAAGCUGGACGGUGCGCCUUCCGGAGUAAAGGCUCUAGGCGUCCAGGAGAAUUACCGAGCUCAUGCUAUAUCAAGGAUGGAGGUUGCUACAGAUGAAAAUUUUGGACCCGAGGGGCUGGUGUCCCAUGCGCCUUUAGCCAGGGUUCUGGGAGAGUCAGGCCCCAAGCGGUCCCUACUCCAGGUGGAUUCUAGUGGGCUUGGGAAUUUCACAUUGGAUGCACAAGAUGGUCAAACUGGCCAAGACCCUUCGCUGGCUGGGGAUAGCGGUGAUGCCGAGAUGAUGAAAGCAAUGCAAAAUGUGGAGCAGGUGCGUCUUCGUAUGCAACGAGCAUCAGAGCGAAUCCAACUGGAGGGGGGGGCCCUCCGAGGGAACUCUCGUGAGAAAGAAGAAGAAGAAGAAGAAGAUGGUGGGAGAGGACAAUGA
This is a messenger RNA of Penicillium angulare, 2844 nucleotides long. Its product is annotated as putative AP-3 complex subunit delta. Gene Ontology annotation, biological process: Golgi to vacuole transport; protein targeting to vacuole. The annotation marks the transcript as partial. The record is from RefSeq and is a predicted model, not a curated record. The transcript is spliced from 5 exons. Lineage: Eukaryota; Fungi; Ascomycota; Eurotiomycetes; Eurotiales; Aspergillaceae. Gene Ontology annotation, cellular component: membrane coat; AP-3 adaptor complex; endosome membrane.